This is a messenger RNA of Umbelopsis ramanniana AG, 1455 nucleotides long. RefSeq lists its product as uncharacterized. Bases 29 to 1294 code for a protein of 421 amino acids. The transcript is spliced from 4 exons. Gene Ontology annotation, biological process: lipoate biosynthetic process. The record is from RefSeq and is a predicted model, not a curated record. Gene Ontology annotation, molecular function: 4 iron, 4 sulfur cluster binding; lipoate synthase activity. Gene Ontology annotation, cellular component: mitochondrion. NCBI's taxonomy places the organism in Eukaryota, Fungi, Mucoromycota, Umbelopsidomycetes, Umbelopsidales, Umbelopsidaceae.
CGAAGGUUGUCUAACUACUCCCACACCCAUGAACUCUCUCUACAUUGCCAAGCUAGGUUCAGCGCACCUAAGCUCUAUUAUCAAGGGCUCUCCCAUAUUGAAGAACGCAUCAGCAUUGGCUUUGACGCAACUGCGAACACACGCAACAACCGUUUCAGACAAGCCUUCACCACCAUCAUCCUCCCAGUCCGCAAAGUCAAAGCUCGCUGAUCUCAAGGAAAAAUUAGCCGCCGAGGAGGCAGGAUUAGGAGACUUUAUUAAUCAAGGUAGCGAUGGCAAAUUGACUGCAGAGGAAGCUUUGGAAUUGAAGGAGACUGUGACAGGUUCCCACAAGACCAAGAAACUUAAGCAACCUCGUCUUCCGUCCUGGCUCAAGACCGACAUCCCCGUUGGCCAAAACUUUACUCGUAUUAAGAAGGAUUUGCGAGGUCUCAAAUUACAUACUGUUUGUGAGGAGGCUCGAUGCCCUAACAUUGGAGAUUGUUGGGGUGGUGGUGAGCAUCAAACUGCCACAGCAACCAUUAUGUUGAUGGGCGACGAAUGUACUCGUGGAUGUCGCUUCUGCUCAGUCAAGACCAACCGAACACCCAAGCCAUUGGAUCCCCACGAACCAGAACAUACUGCUGAAGCCAUUCGUCGAUGGGGUCUGGAUUACGUUGUGUUGACCAGUGUCGAUAGAGACGAUCUUGCCGAUGGUGGUUCCGACCAUUUUGCUGACACCAUUCGUCGCAUCAAGCAAAAAGCUCCUCAUAUUUAUGUCGAAUGUUUGACAGGAGAUUUUGGAGGUUCUUUGGAAAGCGUGACUAGUGUUGCUCAAUCUGGCUUGGACGUAUAUGCUCACAAUAUUGAAACUGUUGAGGCCUUAACACCCUAUGUCCGUGAUCGACGAGCCAAUUUCCGUCAAUCACUUCGUGUUCUGGAGCAGGCAAAGAAGGCUCGACCAGAUCUUAUUACCAAGACCUCCAUUAUGCUUGGAUGUGGCGAGACGGAUGAAGAAGUGCAGCAUGCCCUUGAGGAAUUGCGAAAGGUGGAUGUCGACUGCGUGACGCUAGGUCAGUACAUGCGACCCACCAAACGUCACAUGAAGGUUCAUGAAUAUGUCUCGCCUGAGAAGUUCGACAUGUGGCAUAAGAAGGGUAUGUCGAUGGGCUUCAAGUAUGUUGCAAGUGGUCCUUUGGUUCGAUCAAGUUACAAGGCUGGCGAAUUCUACAUCAGCAAUAUUCUCAAGCAGAGAAAGGGUCUUCCUGUUGACAAGGCAUUUGUCGCCGCUGCUGAAGCUGCUAAAAGCGCAUAAACUUUCACUCUGUUCUUGUUUGUAUUUUGAAUUUUGCUAGCUUUUCUCUCCAUUUUUACGCUCUACACCAUUUUAUACACUUACAUGUGCCCUAAAAAAGACCUUGUGAUUUUUUCCCACUACUAAUAAAAGUGGUUUGCCUCUUCGUAAAAGGUUGAAAG